Messenger RNA from Staurois parvus, 282 nucleotides. Lineage: Eukaryota; Metazoa; Chordata; Amphibia; Anura; Ranidae. The record is from the annotation of a GenBank genome assembly.
CAGGGGCAUCGUGUUCAGCAUGACGACGCUGCCAGAGGUGAGAUUAACUGCUUGCAGUGUCAUCCAUCAGUGCCCAGCAGUGUCGCCUGUCAGUGCCCAGCAGUGUCACCCAUCAGUGCUGCCCAUCAGUGCCACCCAUCAAUGAUGCCCAGCAGUGCCAUCCAUCAGUGCCCAGCAGUGUCGCCUGUCAGUGCUGCCCAGCAGUGCCACCUGCCAGUGCUGCCCAGCAGUGCCACCCAUCAAUGAUGCCCAGCAGUGCCAUCCAUCAGUGCCCAGCAGUGU